Molecule: messenger RNA, 705 nt
Organism: Paramecium sonneborni
Lineage: Eukaryota; Ciliophora; Oligohymenophorea; Peniculida; Parameciidae
Source: the annotation of a GenBank genome assembly
UUGUAAAAGGUGGAGAGAAAUCAUAAAUGAUGAUAGAUGGUUGGAUGUAUAAAAAAGAAACAGAAUGGGAAGAGAGAAGAGCUAAAUUAGAAGAGAAGGAUAAAUAAAAAGAGGAACAUAGAGCAUUAUUUAAAUUUACAUCUUUUUAAGAAUAUAUUACUAGAGAUGAUGAAAAAAUAAAAAAGAAGUUAGAAAAAAUUAUAUCAGAAUUAGAAGGUACAGUAACUAAAACUAAAAAUGAUAAAAAAAGAGAAGAAGAAAAGAAAGAACAUCCAAGAGAGAGAGAAAGAGAUGCUAAAAAACAUAAUACUAAAGCAGAAUUAGAGAGAAAAUAUAAAGAGAAAAUGACAGAAUGGAAGAAAAAAGAGGAUGAAAGAGAGAGAGAAAGAAAAAAAGAAAAAGAGAGAGAGAUAGAUCGAGAGAAAAAUUUCUAAAAAUAUCUAGAAAAAGAAUUAGCUUAUGACAGUGAAUAAGAACGUAAAUAAAUUGGUAAGAUUAAGAUGAACGAAAGAAAGAAAUUCAGGUAAAGGGAAUUUGAAGAAGAUGAAAUCUUUAAAAAGAAAGAAUUAUUAAAGACCCAAAAACCUCCUGAACCUGAACCACCUUAAAUGGUAGUUAUUGUUUAAGAGCCACCUGAACCAGAACCUUAAUAUACAUAAUAACAAUUGCAAUAGCAACAAGUAAUAAUUCUAUAUUAUAUUUGAU